AGAUCAGACCCGCAGCUGCUUGCCCAGUUCUACUACGCUGAUGAGGAGCUGAACCAGGUGGCUGCAGAGCUGGACAGCCUGGAUGGGCGGAAGGACCCACAGCGGUGCACGCUGCUCGUCAGCCAAUUCCGCUCCUGUCAGGAUAACGUGUUAAACAUCAUUAACCAGAUCAUGGACGAGUGCAUCCCCCAGGACCGCGCCCCACGGGAUUUCUGUGUCAAGUUCCCCGAGGAGAUCCGGCAUGACAACCUGGCUGGCCAGCUGUGGUUUGGCGCUGAGUGCCUGGCCGCCGGCUCCAUCAUCAUGAACCGUGAGCUUGAGAGCAUGGCCAUGCGUCCACUGGCCAAGGAGCUGACCCGCAGCCUGGAGGACGUGCGGGGCGCCCUCCGCGACCAGGCACUACGGGACCUCAACACCUACACGGAGAAGAUGAGGGAGGCGCUGAGGCACUUCGAUGUCCUGUUUGCUGAGUUUGAGCUGAGCUACGUCUCGGCCAUGGUGCCCGUGAAGUCUCCCAGGGAGUACUAUGUGCAGCAGGAGGUUAUCGUGCUGUUCUGCGAGACGGUGGAGAGGGCCCUGGACUUUGGGUACCUGACCCAGGACAUGAUUGAUGACUAUGAACCGGCCCUCAUGUUCACCAUCCCAAGGCUGGCCAUUGUGUGUGGCCUCGUGGUCUAUGCGGAUGGACCUCUGAACCUGGAUCGCAAGGUAGAAGACAUGUCCGAGCUGUUCCGGCCCUUUCACACGUUGCUGCGGAAAAUAAGGGAUUUGCUUCAGACGCUGACAGAGGAGGAGCUGCACACACUGGAGCGGAACCUCUGCAUUUCCCAGGAUGUGGAGUUCCCCAUCCGGGCAGAUGUCCAGGUUCCCACUGCCCUGGCACCAGCCUUUUCCACACCCCUUCCCCCGGAGGAGCCACUUUCAGCCAAGGCCAAAAACCCAGAGGCAGAGCUGGCCUGCUCCAUGCAGUACGAUGACCAGGAGCUGGAGCAGCUCAACCGCAUGGUCCACAGGGCAGGGGACGAGAUGUCCUCUCUGCUCUCACCACCCAGCGCCUGCCAGUCCCCUGCGCACAGGCCCGGAGUCGAAGGCAGCCCCUGUGGGGAGGCCUCUCCAAGCAGAGCGCGGCUGCAGUCAGGCAGCGAUGAAGAGGAGCGGGUAUUCUUCAUGGAUGAUGUAGAAGGGGCAGCAGAAGCCCCUGCCAGGCCUGAGUCCCCGAGUGGCCCAUUCGGGUGGGUGGGCAGCACUUGUGCCACCUCGCAGGAGAGAGGACAGGGUGAGCAGAACAGAGUGGUGGGGGUCAGUGUGCCUACCACGGAAAAGGCGGAGGACUUGAGCAACAACAACAACAUCGAAGAUGACAAAUUGCGGGUAGCCAGCCUCUCGGGCUCCAACUCCUGCAGCUGCCUGGACUCGCAGCUGUACCUGGACGGCUGGGAGGUGAGUGGGGACGACGCAGAGACGGCUGAGAUGAUCGCCCACCGGACGGGGGGCAUGAAGCUCUCAGCCACAGUCAUUUUCAAUCCCAAGUCCCCCACCUCCCUGGACUCCGCUGCCUCCACUCAGGAAGCCCUAGGCCAUGGCAUUUCCCCAUCGGAGCCUGUGGCCGAGGGGACAGAGGGUAGCUCCCAUAAACUCAGCACCGCGGCCACCAACUGCCUCCUUAAUUCCUGUGUGUGCUGCGGGAGCUGUGGGGACGGCAGGGAGGAUGCCGCGGAGCGUGUGAGGGAAAAGUGUAGCCCAGGAGGUGUCAUCAGUGCCUCUUAUGCUGCAGGCUUAGCCAAGACCAGUGACAAGGGCCUGGAGAGACUGGAUGAGGCCCGGUCUGCUCCCGAGGCUCCCCUGCCCACAGGAGAUGCCUCUGACAAGCAGGAGCCCAAAACCUCUGCUCCCAACAAGUGCCUGGCACACCCCUCAGGUUCCCCAGUGGACACGGCAAGUGGUUUGCGAGCAGAGGGUGAGGUGGCACAGCCACAGGAGUCAAAAGCCAGAGAGCAGGAUGAAGAGAGACCCUCAGCCAGCGGGGAGAAUCAGCAUGAUGAUACGGCCCAGGAGGACCCUCGGUGCUUGUCAGGCCCCAGUGGCUCCACAGCUGCUUCCUGCUCUUCAGACAAGACUGGGCUGGAAGCAACCGCAACAGCAAUGCAUGUCUCCCCUGUGGCCACAAGAGAGAAGAUCCGGUCCAGGUUCCAUGGCAGCCACGACCUGAUCCAUCGCCUGUUUGUCUGCAUCUCAGGUGUGGCUGACCAACUGCAGACGAACUAUGCAAGUGACCUCAGAAGUAUUCUCAAGACGCUGUUUGAGGUCAUGGCCACCAAGCCAGAAACAGACGACAAGGAAAAGUUAAAGAAGGUCACCCAGACUCUGCGGAGUGCGGCCUUGGAAGACUGCGCAUUGUGCCAGGAGACCCUGUCAUCCUCCGAACUUGCAGCCAAGACCCGCGAUGGAGACUUUGAAGACCCACCUGAGUGGGUGCCCGAUGAGGCCUGUGGCUUCUGCACAGCAUGCAAAGCACCCUUCACUGUAAUCCGCCGGAAGCACCACUGCCGCAGCUGUGGGAAGAUCUUCUGCUCUCGCUGCUCGUCCCACUCGGCGCCGCAGCCUCGAUACGGGCAAGUGAAGCCGGUCCGCGUGUGCACGCACUGCUAUAUGUUCCACGUCACGCCCUUCUACAGCGACAAAGCGGGCAUGUGACGCGGCGCCCGGAGCCGGGAACUCCCAGGAAGUCGUCCAGGUCGCGCUGCAGGAGGAACUCUGCACCUCAUUAAACUGCUGCUGCUGCUGCCGCCACAGGGCCUUCCAGACUUCCAGGACAUCCAGAGCCUCCGUCCCACCCACCCUGGCCUCCCCACCCACGGGGAUCCCAGGUCAACCGCAGCGGGUGACGGAGGUCGGCUUCCGCCCUGCAGGGGAAUCGGGUUGCCUAGUGACUGACUCCAGUGCAGAGUACCUCGCUGGGCAGGGCUGGGGUUCUCCUGCCUGUCCACGGAGCUCUGCCCUGCCUCUAUGUAUGCGGGGUAGAUGGCGAGUAGGCCCAGGAGCGGGGCCACUCCGCAGCUUCCGCUUUUGUGGAGAAGUGUGGAGGCAGAAGCAAGGGGCAGCUCUGCAGGCCCCAGCAUCACAGCAGGGCUCCCCAGAAACCCCAGGCUGUUCAUUCUCCUACAGCUGCCCACUGCAUUCCCCAGUGCCCACCCCCUAAUCCCUGCCCCAAGACCCCUGCUAAACAACAUGCUUCUCAUUUCUUCUUGGAGGGGAAAAAAUUUGGGAAAUCGACCCAGUGAUCCUGGGGGCCAGCAUGGUGUCCAUGGUUUCUAUCCACCAUUGUCCACCUGCUGAUGGGAGGUGGGGUCAGGUGGGACAGCCAGGCACUGAGACCCUCACACAGAGGCUUCUCAGGUCUUUGGGCCCAAGCUCACCUAGCAGUCCAGGAUCACCAUGGGCUGUGACAAGCCUCUGCACCCCCUGGGAACCUGGCACACUUCCUCAGUCCCUGGAGCAGCCUGGGACCCAGGCUGAGACAGCCUUGUGGCCCCAGCUCAGACACCUCCUCAGGCUUAAAUCUCAGGCUUCACAUUGCAAUGAUGAUUGAAGUUUUAUUUUUAGAAAGAUGACACACACCUACUGCUUCUUUUAUAGGAUAAAAUCCAAUUACUGUUUAACAGUGGAAUACACAUGCACAAAAAUGGCUUCUAUUGGGGGGGGGAGGGAGAGUAUAAUAUAAUGGAGAAAAUAUUAUGUAUUGAGAUUAUUUUUAUUUUCUAAAUGCUGUAAUUCGAAACCAUUUCCAUAAAUCUAUUUAAGGAUUGCA
Molecule: messenger RNA, 3808 nt
Organism: Tupaia belangeri chinensis (Chinese tree shrew)
Lineage: Eukaryota; Metazoa; Chordata; Mammalia; Scandentia; Tupaiidae
Gene: ZFYVE28
Product: zinc finger FYVE-type containing 28
Exons: 12
Coding region: 172-2694 (840 amino acids)
Biological process (GO): negative regulation of epidermal growth factor-activated receptor activity
Cellular component (GO): early endosome membrane
Molecular function (GO): metal ion binding
Source: RefSeq, a predicted model, not a curated record